AUGGCUGAGUCGCAGGACAAGACCGCGGUUGGUCAUGUUGAAGCUCCGGAGGAGCACAGACGUCUUACUUUGGGGACUUGCGCCCAGUACCUGAAGGAGAGACUACCCACACUGAAGCCGCCUAUGCGCAAGGCGCCCAAUCCCUUCAAGGCAUUGGCUCUCUUGAACAGACAGCAAUGGCUUUUCUUCUCGGUCGCUUUCUGGGGCUGGACCCUUGACGCAUUUGACUUCUUCACCGUCUCCCUGACCACCUCCGAGUUGGCCAAGGAAUUUGACAAGGAGAUCAGCGAUAUCACCUGGGGAAUCACUCUUGUACUCAUGCUCCGUAGCGUCGGUGCGAUAACCUUUGGAAUCGCUUCCGAUCGUUGGGGCCGAAAGUGGCCGUUUAUCGUGAACAACCUCCUCUUCAUUGCUCUUGAAAUCGGUACUGGUUUCACACAGACUUACCAGCAAUUCCUUGCUGUUCGUGCGCUCUUCGGUAUCGCCAUGGGUGGUCUAUAUGGUAAUGCCGCUGCGACAGCGCUUGAGGACUGUCCCAAGGAAGCGCGCGGUAUUAUAUCUGGAUUGCUCCAGCAGGGGUACGCCUUCGGAUACCUGCUGGCUACUGCAUUUGCGCGCGCGUUGGUUGGGACGACCUCGCACGGAUGGAGACCGUUUUACUGGUUUGCUGGUUGUCUGCCGGUGCUGGUGAUCAUCUUCCGCCUGUGCCUGCCCGAGACGAACGCGUACCGCGAGCGUCAAGCACUUCGUGCAGAGAUGCCCGGAAAUGUGACUUCUACUUUCCUCUCAGAGGGUAAAGUAGCCCUCAGGCGGCACUGGAUUAUCCUCAUCUACCUCGUCCUCCUCAUGGCCGGCUUCAACUUCAUGUCCCACGGCUCCCAAGACCUCUACCCGACAAUGCUCGAACGCCAAUUCCAGUUCUCCCGCAACGCCGUAACAGUCACUCAGGUCGUCGCCAACCUCGGCGCCCUAACCGGCGGAACCCUCUGCGGCUGGGCGUCUCAAAUCUUCGGCCGCCGCUUCUCCAUAAUCUUCAUCAGUGUCAUUGGCGGCGCCCUGCUCUACCCCUACACAUUCGUCACAAACGAGCGCGUCAUGGCCGCCGCCUUCUUCGAGCAAUUCUGCGUCCAGGGCGCCUGGGGAGUCAUCCCCAUCCACCUAAUGGAACUCGCCCCGGGCUCAAUCCGCACAUUCACCGUAGGCACGGCAUACCAACUGGGAAACCUCGUCUCGUCAGCGAGCUCAACAAUCGAGUCGACGAUCGGCGAGCGGUUCCCGCUUCCGCCGACGGAGGAGGGCCAGGCGAGGUAUGAGUAUGGGAAGGUGAUUUGCAUCUUCAUGGGCUGUGUCUUUGCGUAUACAAUUAUCGUUACGCUCUUAGGCCCCGAGAGGCUUGGGAGGGACUUUGAUGUUGCCCAUGAUGGCGAUGUUAGGGAGGUUGUGCAGGAGAGGCAUGGUGGGGACGCGAGUCAUCUUGAGAAGGGGACGACUACGCAUGCUCAGGUUUAG
Molecule: messenger RNA, 1509 nt
Organism: Aspergillus calidoustus
Lineage: Eukaryota; Fungi; Ascomycota; Eurotiomycetes; Eurotiales; Aspergillaceae
Source: the annotation of a GenBank genome assembly